AUGGCUUCUCAAUGGCGGAGAGACAACGACAAUGGUCCUGCUGAUCGGUCCCCACACUUUUUCAAGAUUAUUCUGCCGAAUGCUGUUCAGGAAGGAAAGCUUCGGAUUCCAGAUAAGUUCGUGCAGAAAUUUGGAGUGGAUCUGUUAGAUAUGGCCUUUCUCACUAUUCCAAAUGGUAGAAAAUGGAAAGUCAAGUUGACACAACAUGCUGGGGGGGUUUGGUUUCAAAAUGGUUGGUCCGAAUUUGCAAGCUCUCAUGGUGUAGCCGUGGGGCACUUGCUGGUUUUCAAAUAUGAAGGAAAUUCACACUUUGAUGUACUCAUAUUUGAUGCCACUACAACAGAAAUAGACUAUACUUUAGACGACGAACUCCAAGUUCAUAGGAUCGAAGAUGAUGAGAGUGAUGACAGCUCUGUUGAAAUCAUCAAACACUUUUAUAGGGGAGAGGGUUCAGGAUCAGCCCAUCCUAAGAAAGACGGUGGUGUAGCUGAAAAUCUUGCUAUAGCCAAUGCUUUUAAAUCAGAAAAUCCCCUUUUCACUAUUAUCAUUCGUCCAUCCUACGUUAAUGGCAAGGAUCGUGCGAGUUUACCCCAAGACAUUAUCAACUACUUACCGAGAGAAGGGUUUACCAAGGACUACACCAAAGCAAGUAUACUCCCUGUCAAGCUCCAGAUUGUGGACUGA
Quercus lobata is the source of this 684-nucleotide messenger RNA. RefSeq names its product B3 domain-containing protein At4g01580-like. Bases 1 to 684 code for a protein of 227 amino acids. Lineage: Eukaryota; Viridiplantae; Streptophyta; Magnoliopsida; Fagales; Fagaceae. Gene Ontology annotation, molecular function: DNA binding. The transcript has 4 exons. The record is from RefSeq and is a predicted model, not a curated record.